AGAAAAAAAUCUAUCAAUCCUUGGGUGGAGUUUUUUUUCCUCCAUUCUCCACAAGGCAACUAUUUGCCCGGGACACGUACGUGAACCUCCUCAAAUUGGCGCACUAAUCCUAAAAGGAGCCAUGAAGUGUUAAACGGUAGAAACAGAGAGAGCGGCGCUCAGACACCCGCACGCUGGGAGAGAGGGAGGAAACAGCGCUGCUCCAAUGCGUCUGUGCAACACAGACUGAAGAAAAAAAAAACUUAUCGACUCACAAAACCAAAACCUGCGCUGCGCAAUUAGUGCGAGAAAAUCCACUUUUUCCUACGGUUUUGAAGAAAAUAAAUAAAGAAAUCAAGCUGGCUCAGUGCGUGUCUCAGCAGCCCACUUUGACAGGUGCUCCUCACCCCCUUUGGAGGACUGUCAACAGCAAGAGGAUGGCAUCAGAGCUGGCAAUGAGCAACUCCGACCUGCCCACCAGUCCCCUGGCCAUGGAAUAUGUUAAUGACUUCGAUCUGAUGAAGUUUGAAGUGAAAAAGGAGCCGGUGGAGCCCGAUCGCAGCAUCAACCAGUGCAGCCGCCUGGUCGCCGGGGGAUCCCUAUCUUCCACCCCGAUGAGCACGCCUUGCAGCUCGGUUCCCCCCUCUCCAAGCUUCUCGGCGCCCAGUCCGGGAUCAGGGAGCGAACAGAAGGCGCACUUGGAGGAUUUCUACUGGAUGACCGGGUACCAACAGCAGUUGAACCCCGAAGCUCUGGGCUUUAGCCCGGAGGACGCCGUAGAGGCGCUGAUCAGCAGCAGUCACCAGCUCCAGACCUUCGAUGGCUAUGCCAGAGGGCAGCAGUUCGGCGGCGCAGCGGGCGCAGGAGGCGCCAUGGCCGGGGAGGAGAUGGGAUCAGCGGCCGCCGUGGUGUCCGCGGUUAUCGCUGCAGCCGCAGCUCAGAACGGGGCACCCCACCACCACCACCACCAUCACCACCACCACCACACAGGGACACACCACCCCUCCUCCGGGUCUCAGUCCGGCGGCGGCGCAGGGGGAAACCAUCAGCACAUGCGCUUGGAAGACCGGUUCUCGGACGAGCAGCUGGUGACCAUGUCGGUGCGGGAAUUGAACCGGCAGCUCCGAGGGGUCAGCAAGGAAGAGGUGAUCCGUCUGAAACAGAAGAGGAGGACACUAAAGAACAGAGGCUAUGCCCAGUCCUGUCGGUACAAGCGGGUCCAGCAGCGGCACGUCCUGGAGGGAGAGAAGACGCAACUCAUUCAGCAGGUGGACCACCUCAAGCAGGAGAUCUCCCGGCUGGCCAGGGAGAGGGACGCCUACAAGGAGAAAUACGAGAAGCUGAUCAGCACCGGCUUCAGAGAAAACGGAGGGUCCAGCAGCGACAACAACCCUUCAUCCCCGGAGUUUUUCAUGACGUCAAGAAAAUUCCUCCAUCUGUGAUAGAGAGCUGUGACCUGUCGGUCCCGAAACCCUGAAGUCUGAGAUAUCAUGACACUGGAAUGCUGUUUCAAGAACAACCUACGGCACCCAGACUGCCAUAAAGCACAAUGUCUCAAAAAGCGUCCCUUCCUGCCCCGGGCCCUGCCCCCUACUAAAACAGAAGACAAAAAAAGCAAAAAAACAACAACAAAAACACGAGACUGAAAUCAUUCAAGGGAAGAAACACAGAAAUGAAAAGAUCCUGGACACUGUAAAUAAGAUUCUCGACCUUCUGUAUUUGCUAUUCAAAUGGACAAAGAUCAUCCCAUGAAUAU
This is a messenger RNA of Amphiprion ocellaris (clown anemonefish), 1735 nucleotides long. RefSeq names its product transcription factor Maf. The record is from RefSeq and is a predicted model, not a curated record. Gene Ontology annotation, molecular function: DNA-binding transcription factor activity, RNA polymerase II-specific; RNA polymerase II cis-regulatory region sequence-specific DNA binding. The transcript has 3 exons. Gene Ontology annotation, cellular component: nucleus. The coding region runs from base 417 to 1421 and encodes 334 amino acids. Lineage: Eukaryota; Metazoa; Chordata; Actinopteri; Pomacentridae. Gene Ontology annotation, biological process: regulation of transcription by RNA polymerase II.